This is a messenger RNA of Drosophila nasuta, 1256 nucleotides long. It is a transcript of the gene Set, whose product is annotated as NAP domain-containing protein SET. The transcript is spliced from 4 exons. Bases 165 to 953 code for a protein of 262 amino acids. Gene Ontology annotation, cellular component: nucleus. Gene Ontology annotation, biological process: nucleosome assembly. NCBI's taxonomy places the organism in Eukaryota, Metazoa, Arthropoda, Insecta, Diptera, Drosophilidae. The record is from RefSeq and is a predicted model, not a curated record.
AUCGGUCACACUCGGCAAAGAAUUCGCAAACGCAACGAGCGGCGCCGCGCAUAAAGUGUAAUAAAAUCGUCUUUAGCUCACAACUGUACUAGAGUAAACUAAUUGCAAAUUUGCAAUACAGUUAUACUUAAAACGCUAUAUCAAUUAAAACUAAAGAAAGCAUCAUGUCGAGCGUGCCAAAGCGACAGAAGUUGGAUGCUGCCGGCGAUGGAAAUACAUCUGCCGGUCCAAACGAGGAGGAGUCGGACGCGCUGGAACAAAUCGAUGCUUGUCAAAAUGAAAUUGACGCCUUAAACGAGAAAGCCAGCGAGGAGAUCCUAAAAGUUGAGCAAAAAUAUAACAAACUACGCAAGCCGUGCUAUGAAAAGCGCAGCGAGCUCGUUAAGCGAAUCCCAAAUUUCUGGGUGACUUCUUUCAUCAACCACCCGCAAGUGUCUGGCAUUCUUGACGAAGAGGAGGAGGAGUGUCUGCAUGCGUUAAACAAAUUGGAGGUGGAAGAAUUUGAAGAUAUCAAGUCUGGAUACCGUAUAAAUUUCCACUUCGAUGAGAAUCCAUAUUUUGAAAACAAGAUUCUCACCAAAGAGUUCCAUCUGAAUUCAGCGGCCUCUGAAAAUGGUGAUUGGCCUGCCUCAACUAGUACGCCAAUCGAAUGGAAGGAGGGAAAGAAUUUACUUAAACAGUUGCUAACGAAACCCUACACCAACAAGAAGAAAAGGAAUUCCGAUUAUAAGACCUUCUUCGAUUGGUUCUCUGACAAUGCCGAUCCCGUCAACGAUGAGAUUGCUGAACUGAUAAAGGAUGAUCUUUGGCCAAAUCCACUGCAGUAUUAUCUAGUACCUGAUAUUGAAGUGGAGCCUGAGGAUGAUGAUGAGAUAGAUGAUAAUGAGGAGGAAGCCUUUGAUGACGAUGACGGCGAAGAAGAAGGUGACGAAGACCUUGAGGAUGAAGGUUGAUGUCAAAUAAAUCCCUCAAUCUAUAACAUAUGCAUAAUUUCAAUUUUUCCAACUGAUUUCCGAACGGAGAUAACCACUUACAUAUUACUAUUAUUUGAUGUAUGUCGGUUAUGACGGGACGCGAUUCAAAAAAAUAACAGCAACAUAAUUUAUAAUGUUGCAUCACAAUUGCAAAUAUACCCAUUUUUAGGCAGUUUUACAGUUACGUUUUAAGUAAGAUCGAUACGUAUUUCCGAAAAGCCCAUCUAAAAAAAAACAGUUUUUUAAAAUACAUAAUAAAAAAGACGUGAUGCUGAAAAACCA